AUGAAUUGUCUAAUCAGCACCAUAAAGUAUUCGAUUACGAAACCAAUCCAAUUCAAAAGUAGAGGAUCCAUAUAUAAAUCAUUUCAACAUUUUCAUACCAUGAAGAGAGAUAUUCAUUCUUCAAUUAGUUUGAAUGACACGGAAUUGAAAAUUCGAAAUCUAUUAGUCGAUUUUUGUGAACAUUAUAACUCUAACUGUGAACCUAACAAAGAGCUAGUUUUAAGAAUCACAGGGGGAUGGGUUAGAGAUAAGUUAUUAGGAAACGAUAGUAAUGAUUUGGAUAUAGCAAUCAACCAUCUUUCGGGAGAAGAAUUUGCAUCAAGGUUACAUUCAUACUUAGAUCAAUAUCAUCCUAGUCUAACAUUAAAGGCUAUCCAUACAAUAAAGAAGAAUCCAGAAAAAUCGAAACAUUUAGAGACGUGCACAACAAAGUUAUUCGGUUUGGAUAUCGAUUUUGUUAACUUGCGAUCAGAGGAAUAUACAACCGAUAGUCGAGUACCAAUAAUUGAAUGUGGCACUGCAGAAGAAGAUGCAUUGAGAAGAGAUGCUACAUUAAAUGCGUUGUUUUAUAAUAUAAAUCAAGGUGUCAUUGAGGAUUUUACUGGAAAGGGAUUAGAUGAUCUAAGGAACGGGAUCUUGAGAACACCAUUACAACCAUUACAGACAUUUCUAGAUGAUCCACUAAGGGUUCUUAGAUUAAUUAGAUUUGCCAGUAGGUUUAAUUUCUUGGUGGAAUCUGAGACGUUAGAAUCAAUGACAAAUGACGAAAUCAAAUCAACCUUAGUGCAUAAGAUAAGUAGGGAAAGAAUUGGGGUAGAAGUUGAGAAGAUUUUGACGAGUAAAAAUCCUGAAUAUGGUUUGCACUUGAUCAACUACGUUGGUCUAACUAAGAGCAUAUUCAAUGCCGGACCGUUUAAUCAAAUAAUCGAGGCAAAUAAUGAUAAAGAUACACUAAAUGAAAUGAACUCUUGUGCUCAAAAUCUUAGUUCUCAGCUUCCAAUAGUACUUGGACUUUUCCCUGUUUUUCAAAAUACUGUCAAGAGGUGUAAUUUGUCUAGAUUUCACGAAGCAUACGAGGCGAUAUUUAAUGAUAAACAAUUAAAAAAGUUAUUCUGGUUAUGCGCAAUCUUACAGCCUUACGAAUCUUUUUCUGUUAAAUCAAAUGCAAAAAGAGUUAUGCGUACUCAAAUGGUAGAAAUAAUUCUAAAAGAGGGCUUAAGGUUUGGGAAAUAUGAGUUUGAUCCAGUGUCUACAAUUGUCAAAGAAUCCCAAUUAUCACAUGAAAUACUAGACAGAUUCUUUACGGUCCCAGAACAACUUCAAAGGUCUGAACUCGGUUUAUACCUCAAGCAAUUUGAUAAAUACUCAGCAUUGAGUAUUGUAUUUAAUUGUUUCAACGAUAUUGUGCAAGAAAUCUCCUAUCUCGAGGUUCCAAAUACACUUCCUUCUCCAGUACCUGUGAAUCCUUUACAAUUAGAUACUUCAGUCAUAACAGAAUAUGUACGAAGAUACGAAUGCUUACUUGAUGCGAUUAUAAAUCAAGAGUUGACAGAAGUUCAUAUAAUGAGACCAUUAAUAGAUGGAAAAACACUUUCUAAAGAGUUAAGUAUGAAGCCAGGCCCUUGGAUGGGUAAAAUAAAUUCUGAGAUAUUAGUGUGGCAACUAGACAACCCUUCAGGCAGUAAAGAUGAGUGCAUAAGUUAUGUUAAAGAAAUAUUACCUAAGUAUAUAUGA
This is a messenger RNA of Debaryomyces hansenii CBS767, 1734 nucleotides long. Its product is annotated as tRNA adenylyltransferase. The record is from RefSeq and is a predicted model, not a curated record. Gene Ontology annotation, biological process: tRNA 3'-terminal CCA addition. The transcript has a single exon. Gene Ontology annotation, molecular function: ATP:3'-cytidine-cytidine-tRNA adenylyltransferase activity; RNA binding. NCBI's taxonomy places the organism in Eukaryota, Fungi, Ascomycota, Pichiomycetes, Serinales, Debaryomycetaceae. Bases 1 to 1734 code for a protein of 577 amino acids.